Ceratotherium simum simum (southern white rhinoceros) is the source of this 1562-nucleotide messenger RNA. The record is from RefSeq and is a predicted model, not a curated record. Lineage: Eukaryota; Metazoa; Chordata; Mammalia; Perissodactyla; Rhinocerotidae.
AUGCGCGCCGGGAAGUCCAGCCGCGCCGCGCCGCGCCGCGGCCCCUCAGCUCCCCUCGACAUGGCGCUGAGGCGGCGGCCGGGACUUCGACUCCGCGCCUGGCUGCCCGACUUCUUCCUGCUGCUGCUUUGCAGGGGGUCGGAUCCGGGCCUGGCCCGGGGUGGGCGCGGGUCGGAGGGCCCUGGGGGCCCGGCUCGCUCGCUCCGGGCGGUGGGCGCCGCCUCCCGCGAAGACCGCGGCCGCCUGGGCGGGGCUCGGGGGCCGGCGAGAAGACCCCGCGGGGCGCCCUGCCGAAGUCCCGGCCGGCUCGGCUCCGAGGCCCGGCUGGCUGCGCGGUCACAGCCCCUUGGGGCUGUGCUGUUCAUCUUCUCUUGCCGCUGCUUGAUAGGGGCUGUGAAUCUCAAAUCCAGCAACCGAAACCCAGUGGUACAGGAAUUUGAAAGUGUGGAACUGUCUUGUAUCAUAAUGGAUUCACAGACAAAUGACCCCAGGAUUGAAUGGAAGAAAAUUCAAGAUGAGCAAACUACAUAUGUGUUUUUUGACAACAAAAUUCAGGGAGACUUGGCAGGUCGUGCAGAACUGUUGGGGAAAACCUCCCUAAAGAUCUGGAACGUGACCCGGAAAGACUCGGCCCUUUAUCGCUGUGAGGUGGUUGCUCGAAAUGACCGCAAAGAAAUUGAUGAGAUUGUCAUUGAGUUGACUGUGCAAGUGAAGCCAGUAACUCCGGUGUGCAGAGUACCAAAGGCUGUACCGGUAGGCAAGUCAGCAGUGCUGCACUGCCAGGAGAGCGAAGGCUACCCCCGGCCUCAUUACAGCUGGUAUCGCAACAACAUGCCACUGCCCACAGAUUCCAGAGCCCACCCCAGAUUUCGAAAUUCCUCUUUUCUCCUAAACUCUGAAACAGGCACUCUGGUGUUCAGCGCUGUCCACAAGGAAGACUCCGGGCGCUAUUCCUGCAUUGCCUCCAAUGACGCGGGCUUGGCCAAGUGUGAGGAGCAGGAGAUGGAAGUCUAUGACCUGAACAUCGGCGGGAUUAUUGGGGGGGUUCUGGUUGUCCUUGCUGUCCUGGCCCUGAUAACAGUGGGCAUCUGCUGUGCAUAUAGACGUGGUUACUUCAUCAACGAUAAACAGAAUGGGGAAAGUUACAAGAGUCCAGGGCAGCCAGAUGGAGCUAACUACAUCAAGACAGAGGAGGAGGGCGACUUCAGGCACAAGUCAUCCUUUGUGAUCUGAAUCUGCCAGUGUGGCUGAGAGCACAUGCAAAUACCUCUGCUAGAAACUCCUAUCAAGAGCGCCUGGGAGCAAAGUGCACUGGGACAGAGCUAGACACGCGCAAAAGCUUUUUGUUUUGGCCAAAGUUGACCGCUACUCCUUUCUUACUUUUUAACAAGCCACAUGAAAGACAGAAUUUUCCUCAAGAUGGGCAGAGUCAUCACAAGGAAGACACCCUGAAUGAGUUCACUGAGGCUGAUGCCACACGUGUAGGUGAUCGGAGCUCUUGCUCAUGUUGACUCUGCUGGCUGGGCACUGUGGGCCUGUGAAGCCCGUUUAUAUGCCACUCG